GAUCAAAUGUCAUUAACCGGGACCGGUAAGAGGUCGAUCAUUGAAUGGUUGACGUCGUGGCUGUGUUUUACCGCCACGUACUACGUGCGCGCGUUCAUUCGCAAGUGUCAGCUGCGAACAGGACAGUGCCGUUCGUUUCGGCAAAGUAAACGGGAUAGGGUAGUUAAUUGAUUGACUUUAAGCAGGUACGUGAACUUGCACGGACGUCAAAAUUCUUCCAGAUCAUGAUUCGAUCGAGUCUCGUGUUUAUGCUCGUCGUUGUCAUCGCUUCGCAUGUUACUACCGGUGAAGAUUGUAAAGGUUGUGUGCCUUUGGAUUCUUACUCGUUCGACAAGGUGAUUCCCAAAUUCAAGGCGGUACUUGUUAAAUUUGACGUCGCCUUUCCAUAUGGUGGCAAACACGAGCAAUAUGGGACAGUGGCAGCCGAUACUAAAGAUUCGCAGGAUCUUCUGAUAGCUACAGUAGGCGUCAAGGACUUUGGCAAUAAGGAUAAUUCCGAUCUGGCGCAACGUUAUAAUAUCAAGAAAGAGGAUUUUCCGGUAGUCUUAUUAUUCGUUCAAGGUAAAUCGGAACCGAUUAGAUUUACCACCGAGAAAGAUUCCGAUUUCACCGGGGAAUAUUUGAAGCGAUUCGUCAGAUCCAAGUCGAGAGUAUACCUAGGUCUACCAGGAUGCGUGGAACGGUUGGAUAAAUUAGCCGAGGAAUUCAAAAUCGCGAACGAACAAGAGAGACAGGAAAUAUUAAAGAAAGCAAGGAUCUUCGAAGAAACUCUGCCAGAAGAGCAACGGGAAGCUGCAAAGAUUUAUGUAAAAACUAUGGAGAAGAUCCUAGAAAAAGGAGAUGUUUUCGUACAAACAGAAGAGACGCGAGUACGAGGGCUUCUUUAUAGAGGAAAAUUAUCUAAUCAGAAGAAACGUACGAUGGAAGAAAGACGAAACAUUCUACAGUCAUUCUCAGCGAGAGAUGAACUAUAAAGAAUUAUAAUCAAAUUUAUUAAUGAUUCCAAAUGUCUAAUAAUUUAGUUUCGAAUAUCGAUUAUUUGCUUUGUAGUGAAUUAUUUAAUAUAUUUCAUCCAAUUUUACAUAAACAUCAAUUAAAAUAUACACAUUUGGACGCUAUUCAAAAUACCAAAGUAUAUUGUUACACAUUGCUUAUUGAAUUUCUCUGUGAUGAAGCAUUUCUUGAUCAUAUUUUAUACAAAUAUGUAAGAUUAUUUGCUAUUCAUGAUUGUUUUUUAUGGAUGCUUUGUUUUUUUUUUAUAUAUAUAUAAAUACAUACAAAUGCAAAAUAAAUUAGGUGAUAAAAAUUAAAAAUAUAGGCUUUUUACAUCCAGGAAUAUACUUGUCUAUCUGUCAAAUUAAAUAUUUAUAAAUAAUAUAUAUAAUUAUUCAACCUCUUUGUUACAUGUAAAAAAAAACAAUAAAAAAAUUUAUUGAAAAUAUUUUUCAAGGAGGAAAUGCGCUAUUGUCAGAGUGAUUGUAGAUUAAGAUAUAUUGUAAAGUAUGUAACAAAUGAAUCAAUUUUAUAUUAUUAUAUAAUAUACUAUUUGUAAUUCUUUCAACAUACGAUUUGAUAUUCUUAAGACAGACAUGAUAUACAAUCAUUCUAACUAUCAUUCAUAACUAUCAAAAAAUGAGUGAUUAAUGCAUAGAUCAUCUUCCUGAAUUGAGAAAUAAAUAAAAUUCGGAAGAUUUUCUGUUUAUACAA
This is a messenger RNA of Cataglyphis hispanica, 1707 nucleotides long. It is a transcript of the gene wbl, whose product is annotated as endoplasmic reticulum resident protein 29. NCBI's taxonomy places the organism in Eukaryota, Metazoa, Arthropoda, Insecta, Hymenoptera, Formicidae. Gene Ontology annotation, cellular component: endoplasmic reticulum; endoplasmic reticulum lumen. The record is from RefSeq and is a predicted model, not a curated record. Gene Ontology annotation, biological process: protein secretion. The transcript is spliced from 3 exons. The coding region runs from base 225 to 974 and encodes 249 amino acids.